Durusdinium trenchii is the source of this 3303-nucleotide messenger RNA. Lineage: Eukaryota; Dinophyceae; Suessiales; Symbiodiniaceae. The record is from the annotation of a GenBank genome assembly.
AAGCCAUUUACAGCUUCAGAUUCAGGGGAUCAAAGUCAUCUCCAUGCACUAGUCAUCUCCGUCAAUGUCUCUUGCAGUCCAUGCCACGUGAGUUGCGUGUGGACUAUGCUGGGAACUCCUUCCGAUGGUUCGACACGGACGAGAUGCUUCGGGUGCACGGGGCAGACUUGUCCAAUUUCUUGGCCAAAAGCAUCGAGGAGCACUUCAAGGUGCCUUUGCACUUUCAAGUGCUUUGCGACAUUGAAGGCCCCUUGACCUCCGGCGAUUUCCAGCGACUGCUGCAGAACGAGGCCCCAAAGCUGUGGCUCUUCGACGCACGUUACAUGCCAGAGGACCUGCGGAAGCAAUGCGAAGAACGCACAAGGCUUGCAAGGCCCAGCGGCUGUUUGCCGAACGGAGCCAAGCUGGAGACUCUGGUGGAAGAGAAGAGUGAUACACAAGCGGAGCUGAGCAGUUUGUCUGAACGGGAGAAGCAGGUGGCCCAGUUGUUGUCGGAGCGCGAAGCGGAGAUUCAGCAGCUGCAGAGAGAGCUGAACUCCUGGCCAUUGACUCCGGUGGAUGAGGACGAAACCUCCCUACAGAUGUUGGAGGCGGAGGAAGCGAUGCUCGUCCAGUCGGUGCAGGAGGCGCUGGCGCGGAUUUCAGCUCAUCGAACGCCCACUCUGCGAAGCAGCACGGGUGUCAGUGUACAAAGGACAUUCUGCAGUGAGACGGAGCUGACCACUGCCUCGCCCUUCAGCCUCCGUGAGAAGCCGCGCUCCUCGGGGCCGUUGCCACCGCUGGAGAGUGAUGGCUGCCGAGUGUGUGGAUCCGAUGACAAGGAGCGCUCUGCGCGUCACACGCUCCGGCAGCAGCUCGCCGCCGCAGAGGAAGCCCACACGACGCAGGAGCUCCGUGUGACGGAGUGGCAGACUCGGGCGAAGUCGGCAGACGCCGCCUUGCUGGAGGAGCAGACGGAGUUCGCCCAUGCUCAGCUCCAGUGGAAGCUGGAGAUGGAUCUGGCCAUGCGCGACAAAGACCUCGCACAUGUCCAGGAGCUCCGUGAGAUCCAGAGUCGGAUCCACCAGUCCGAGUUGCGACACCAGGCGGAGGUGUUGACCUUGCGGCAUCGGGUCGCCAACUGCGCCGAGCAGGAGGAAUGGCAACAGAUGGAGCUCUUGCUGCUCAAGACCCAGCAGAAGCGCUCAGAACGAGCUCAAGAGCAAGAGCUUCAGGAGUUGUUGUCCUCCGUGGAGCUGGAGCGGCUCACGGGUGAACAGCGUGCCAGUGAGCUGAGCUCCAAAACCCGCCAGGAGAAAGACCUGGCUGCACGCUUGGCGGGAUGUGGUCUUGAGAUUUUAGCCUUGGAGAAUGCCAUCGAGGCUCAGAGACACAACCCCAGGCCAGAGGAUUUGAGGAAGGCAGAAGAGGAGUCUUCGCGACUGGCCUCGGAGCUUCAGCAAGAGGCAGAAAUGCUCCGGCGGGAAGAGUUGGCGCAACAGGUGCAGUUGGCGGAAAUGACACGGCUGCAUCAAAGAGAAGAGGAGCAAAGCCGCGCAGCGGCCGAGGCCAGAGCUCGAGAGGAAACCCUCGAGCUACAGCUACAGCAGCUGGAAAGCCAACUGGAGGCAGCGUUGAAGGCGCCCGCGCCAGAGCUGCCAAAGGUGGAAGAAAGGAAAUCCGUGUCUGUGCUGCAGAUUGACUAUCAGGCCCAGUUCUUAAAACAACCAUUCCAUUGGCGUUUUCAAGGACUGUUGGCCUGUUCUGCGGCGGUGUGGCUGGACCAAUGACCAUGGGAACAUUCAGCAAGUGAAGGAUCCGCUACCCACGAUCAAAAUAGAUCAUAUAUACCUAGACAGUCACGACGUUUGCUUUUGGUAAGCAGUGUGACCAUAUUUUGGGUGGCUGGUGAUCCAAAAUGGAGGUUACUCAGGCUCUACCGUACAAAGAUACUGUGUACAUGAACACUGGAGCUUAAGGUGGCAGAAUUGCCAAGGAUGCAGAUGGUUCUGAACCAAUGCUGUGUUCACUGACGUUCUGAUGUUCAUCUUCGAUCGUCACAUGAGGAUCCCUUUUACUACAGAAAACACAUUUCUUUUCGCAACACCUGGGAACCUGAACAACACUCUGAGCAUGGUACAUGUCGUGGCCUCAUUGCUCAAAGAGAGUCGAGACCCGUAGAGUGGGUGAAACCGCCAACGUGGCAAAACAGGAGAGGUUGGGUGUCUGGCUGAUGUGGACAGUCCACACCGGUCCAACGGUCCAUUCUGUGCCGUCUUUGAGCACCCUGAAAGACAUAUUUGUGUUUAAUAGCCCAUAUUCAACACAUAUGAGGUGUUUAAUAGCACAUUGAGGUGUUUAACUCACUAUGUGUGUUGAAUUGACUUUCAGUGACUUCAGCCACCGGCCGUUGGUGCCGUUGCUGUGACGUUCGCUUCCACCACCAGCGCGUCACAUGACUCGUCGUGGCGCGUCGAUUGGGAGGAACCGUUGCGCCAGCGCAAUGAGCAAUGAACAAUUGGUGCGGAGCAUCCAACUUAGUAGAUUUCUGCUAAGAGUUCUUUUGACAUGAGUGUGCUGUUUUGGCCCUUUGUUCGGAGGCAAGUUGAAAUACGUGAGGCAAUGGAAUGCAACGGAGACCUUCAGGGGGAGGAUUCGCGUCGCAGAAUACGCAAAUUGCGGUAGACGCAAAGCGGGGUAAGCAAACGAUCAACUGUCCCAGAGAUGCUUGGGACAAUCUCUUGCUCCGGGCAGCGCUCGUGGACCUGGUGAGCGCUCAAUAGGAGACCAACACACGGUCCGGCCCACGAACCCCAAGGUCCACGGUUUGACCGUGCCGUACCUAUGGCUUUUUGGCAUACCGGGUUGCCAUUUGGAGCUUUUCUUUUUAUUCUCCUGGAGGUUGGAAUCUUAAGUUGGUAGUUUGGGAACCAAGUUCGCCAAGAACUGUGGACUCUUUGCCCUUUCUAUUCCUGGUUGUACUGCUGCUUUGAGUCCCGCCCUAAUCCACCAAGGAUUACAUCUCAACAGCAGAUGAUGAGCUUGACAAGGCCUUGGAGAAAGAGAUCUUUGAGUUGGGUCCGGGUGUGCUUAAGGGGCUUUCUUUAGAGAGGACUGGCCCCAAGAGAUACAAGUUCAGGGAACAGAAAGUCUAUAUGCAGCUCACGGACUCCAAGGUCACCGUGCGCGUGGGGGUGAAUUACAUCCCACUGGCCCAGUGGACGAAGGAGCUUUUCACCAACGCGGAGGAUCCCUUCAGUACCUUAGACGCCCAGUCGCCUUUUGCCAACGUGCGCUGAGACCAUGCGCGAGUGGAAAAGGGCC